AUGCGAGCUCAAAGGCGUAAAAUAGUUAUUUCAGAGUUGUUUCAAGCAAAUGCGCACUCCUUCCUUUUUUUUGAAAGACUACAAAAAUUCCCUGUUUUUUCUUUUGAUAUCUCCGCAUUGAUUAAACUUUUUUUUCAAAAUUGGGUGGGUAAGGGAAAAGCAUUCAACAUAGUAGAGUAUGCAAAAGAACAAACAAAAAGAGAAGAAAAAAAAGAAAAGAACAAAAGAAAAGAAAAAGUGCGAAUAGAGAUAGCAGAGGCCUGGGAUAGCAUUCCACUUGCGCAAGUAGUAAGAGGUUGUAUGUUACUAACUCAAUCUAUUUUUAGAAAAAGUAUUCUAUUACCUUUAUUAAUAAUUACAAAAAAUAUUGGCCGUAUACUCCUAUUCGAACUUCCUGAAUGGGCUGAGGAUUUCCAGGAAUGGAAUAGAGAGAUACAUCUUAAAUGUACCUAUAAUGGUGUUCCAUUAUCCGAAACAGAAUUUCCCAAAAAUUGGUUGACAGAUGGUAUUCAGAUAAAAAUAUUGUUUCCUUUCUGUCUGAAACCUUGGCACAAAUCCAAACUACAACCCUCUCAGAAAGAUCUAAUAGAAAAUAAAAAAGAAAAAGAUGAUUUUUGUUUUUUAACAAUUUGGGGAAUGGAAGCGGAACUUCCUUUUGGUCCGCCCCGAAAACGUCCUUCUUUUUUUAAACCAAUUUUUAAGGAAUUCAAAAAAAAAAUUGCAAAAUUUAAAAAGAAGUAUUUUCUAGUUCUAACAGUUUUCAAAGAAAAAACAAAAUUACUUCAAAAGGUUUCAAAAGAAAUCAAAAAAUGGUUUAUCGGAAGUAUUUUUUUUCUAAAAAAAAUAAUAAAAGAACUUUCAAAAGUAAAUCCAAUUCUAUUGUUUAGAUUAAGAGAAGUAGAAGUAUAUAAAUUGAAAGAACUUAAAGAAGAAAAAGAUUGCAUGAGAAGCAAUGAGAUGAUUCACAAAUCAUUUAGUCAAAUUGCAUCUCCGAGUUGGACAAAUUAUCGAUUGACAGAAAAAAAAAUGAAAGAUCUCACCGAUAGAACAAGUACAAUCCGAAAUCAAAUAGAAAGAAUCUCAAAAGAGAAAAAAAAAGUAACUACAAGAAUAAAAAACCUUAGUCCUAACAAAACAAGUUAUAAUGCUAAAAGAUUUGCAAAAUGGCAAAUAUUAAAAAGAAGAAAUCCUCGAUUAAUCCGUAAAUUACCCUCCCUUUUAAAAAUUUUCAUUGAAAAAAUCUAUACAGAUAUAUUUGUAUCUAUCGUUAAUAUUCCCAGAAUAAAUACAGAACUUUUUCUUAAAUUAACAAAAAAAUUUAUUGAUAAGAAUAAUCAAAGAAAACAAGCAAAAAUUAAUACAAAAAAGAAAACUUCAAUUUCGCUUAUUUCGGCUAUAAAAAAGUCACUUGAUAAAAUCAGUAAUAUUAAAGAAAAUUCACGUAUUUUUUAUGACUUAUCCUACAUGUCACAAACAUAUGUAUUUUACAAAUUAUCACAAAUCCAAAUUAGUAACUCGGUAAGAUCUGUUGUUCAACAUCAAAGAAUAAACCCUUUUCUUAAGUCUAAAAUAAAGGAUUCUUUUGAAAGACAAGGAAUGGUUCAUUCGAAAUUAGCAAAUAAGAAACUUCCGGGCUAUGAAACAGAUCAAUGGAAAAACUGGUUAAAAGGGCAUUUUCAGUACCAUUUAUCUCAGAUCAGAUGGUCUAAAUUAAUACCAGAAAAAUGGCGAAAUAGAGUUCGCCAGCGUUGUAUAGACAAAAAGACAAAUUUAAGCAAGCAGCAUUCAUAUGAAAAAGACCUAUUAGUUGGUUCCAAAAAGCAAUCUGAAGUAUAUUUAUUAUAUACUGAAAAAGAUAAUUUUCGAAAAUACUAUAGAUAUAAUCUUUUAUCAUAUAAAUUUAUUAAUUAUAAAAAUAAAACGGAAUGCUUUUUUUAUAGACCUCCCUUUCAAGGAAAUAAGAAGCAAGAAAUUUCUUAUACUUCUAACAGGUCGAAAAAAUACUUUUUUGAUAUACGGAGGAACAUCCCUAUUCCAAAUGAUCUAGGGCAGGUUGAUAUUCCAUAUAUGGAAAAACCAGCUGAUAGAAAAUAUUUUGAUUGGAAAAUUUUCAAUUUUUAUCUUAGACAAAAAGUCGAUAUUGAUAUUGAGGCCUGGAUCCUAAUUGAUACCAAUAGGUAUCAAAAUGCGAACAUUCGUACUAACAACUCUCCAAUAAUUUCUAAAAAAAAUAUUUUAUAUCUUAUGAUUCCAGAAACCAAUUCACAAAAUCUACACAAAAGAUUUUUUGAUUGGAUGGGAAUGAAUGAAAAAAGGCUAAAGCGUUCUAUAUCGAAUCUGGAAUUUUGGCUCUUCCCAGAAUUUGUGUUACUUUAUAAGGCAUAUAAAAUGAAACCUUGGUUUAUACCAAGCAAAUUACUUCUUUUAAAUUUAAAUAGUAGUAAAAAUAUUAAUGAAAAUAAAAGGAUAAAUUUGUUGAUAGCAUCGAAUAAAAAGCAUCGAAAUGAAGAACAAAAAGAACCCAUAAGCCAAGGAGAUCGCGAAUCCGUUUUCUCACAACAAAAAGAUAUUGAAGAAAAUUAUGCAAGCUCGGACAUGAAAAAAGCGAAAAAGAAAAAACAAUACAAAAGCAAUACAGAAGCAGAACUAGAUUUCUUCCUGAAACAUUAUUUGCUUUUUCAAUUAAGAUGGGGCGCAACUUUGAAUCAAAGAAUGAUCAAUAAUAUCAAGAUCUAUUGUCUCCUGCUUAGACUGAUAGAUCCAAGAAAAAUUACUAUAUCCUCGAUUCAAAAGAGAGCAAUGAGUUUGGAUAUAAUGUUGAUUCAAAAGAAUUUGACUCUCUCAGAAUUGAUGAAGAAAGGAGUAUUGAUUGUAGAACCACUUCGUCUGUCUGGCAAAAAAGACGGACAAUUCAUUAUGUACCAAACCAUAGGUAUUUCGCUGCUUCAUAAGAGUAAGCAUCAAAUUAAUCAAAAAUAUCAAGAGCAAAGAUAUGUUUCUAAGAAAAAUUUGGAUGAAACUAUUUUACCACAUCAAAGAAUAACCAAAAAUAGAGACAAAAAGCAUUUUAAUUUACUUGUUCCGGAAAAUGUUUUAUCGUUUAAACGUCGUAGAAAAGUGAGAAUUCUAAUUUGUUUCAAUUCAAAGAAUAUAAAUUAUAUAGAUAGAAAUAUAGUAUUUUGGAAUGAAACGAACGUAACAAACAGCAGCCAAGUUUCACAUGAAAAUAACCAUCUUGAUAGAGAUAAAAAUAAAUUAAUGAAAUUAAAGCUCUUUCUUUGGCCUAAUUAUCGAUUAGAAGAUUUAGCUUGUAUGAAUCGUUAUUGGUUUGAUACCAAUAAUGGCAGUCGUUUCAGUAUGUUAAGGAUACAUCUGUAUCCGCGAUUGAAAUUUUGUGAAUAAUACAUUUUUCUAUAUAGCCUAGAUCCUAUUUCUAUAUACCCUAGAAUAGAAAAUAUAAUUUCUAGGGUAUAUCAAAGUAAACACAUAUACAGACCAUCCGCUUUUAUUGUCUCACAUCUCGUUCUAGUAUCCAAUAUGAAAUUACUUUGAAUAAUAUCUCAAUUAGAUCUCGAAAUGAAUUAACAGAAACUUAUGAAUUUUAGGUCUAAAUUCUUCCAUGUGAAAAUGUACCAAUUGUUUUCUAUUCCUAUCUAAAUAGAAUUUCAAAUUCGAUUGAUUGGUUUGAAUUCAGAAAAUUAGGAGUUUCUUACAUUAAAUUAUUGUAUAUACCACAUACAAAUUAAUAGCAUUAUUAUUACUGAUCGGUAAAAUCCAUAUCUGUACAAGGAAAAAGGAGCAUUUUUUUAUGGUAAAAAAUUCCGUAAUUUCGAUUAUUUCUCAAAAAGAAAACGAAGAAAAUAGAGGGUCUGUUGAAUUUCAAGUAUUCAGUUUCACCACUAAGAUAAGGAGACUUACUUCACAUUUGGAAUUGCACAAAAAAGACUUUUCAUCUCAGAGAGGUUUGCGCAAAAUUUUGGGAAAACGUCAACGACUACUAGCCUAUUUGUCAAAAAGAAGUAGAGGACGCUAUAAAGAAUUAAUUGAUGAGUUGGAUAUUCGAGAAAUAAAAACACGUUAAUUUGAAGCAUGAUACUUUUUGAUGAGCUUAGUCAUUUAAAUGGGAAUGAACUUCUUUUUACUUUCAGAAAUGCAUGGAAGACUGACUCGGUAAAAACUUAUGAUUACACCAAUUCCAAGAAACGACCUUAUGAUAGUGAAUAUGGGGCCUCACCACCCAUCAAUGCAUGGUGUUCUUCGACUGAUCGUUACUCUCGACGGUGAAGAUGUUAUUGACUGUGAACCUAUAUUAGGUUAUUUACAUAGAGGAAUGGAGAAAAUUGCGGAAAAUCGAACAAUUAUACAAUAUUUGCCUUAUGUAACACGUUGGGAUUAUUUAGCUACCAUGUUUACAGAAGCAAUAACCGUAAAUGGACCCGAACAGCUAGGCAAUAUUCAAGUACCUAAAAGGGCUAGCUAUAUUAGAGCUAUUAUGCUGGAGUUGAGUCGUAUCGCUUCCCAUUUGUUAUGGCUUGGUCCUUUUAUGGCAGAUAUUGGGGCACAGACCCCCUUUUUCUAUAUUUUUCGAGAACGAGAAUUAAUAUAUGACCUAUUUGAAGCUGCUACCGGUAUGCGCAUGAUGCAUAAUUAUUUUCGUAUCGGAGGAGUUGCUGCUGAUCUACCUUAUGGCUGGGUAGAUAAAUGUUUGGAUUUUUGCGAUUAUUUUUUAACUGGGGUUGCUGAAUAUCAAAAGCUUAUUACACGAAAUCCUAUUUUUUUAGAACGAGUUGAAGGCGUAGGUAUUAUUGGUGGAGAAGAAGCACUAAAUUGGGGUUUAUCGGGGCCAAUGCUACGAGCUUCGGGAAUACAAUGGGAUCUUCGUAAAGUUGAUCGUUAUGAGUGUUAUGACGAAUUUGAUUGGGAGAUUCAAUGGCAAAACGAAGGUGAUUCAUUAGCUCGUUAUUUAGUACGAAUCGGUGAAAUGAGAGAAUCCAUAAAAAUAAUCCAACAAGCCUUGGAAGGAAUUCCAGGGGGGCCCUAUGAGAAUUUAGAAAGCCGGCGCUUUGAUAGAAUAAAAGACCCUGAAUGGAAUGAUUUUGAAUAUCGAUUUAUUAGUAAAAAGCCUUCUCCCACUUUUGAAUUAUCCAAGCAAGAACUUUAUGUAAGAGUCGAAGCACCAAAAGGAGAAUUGGGAAUUUUUCUGAUCGGAGAUCAGAGUGUUUUUCCUUGGAGAUGGAAAAUCCGACCGCCGGGGUUUAUCAACUUGCAAAUUCUUCCGCAGUUAGUUAAAAGAAUGAAAUUGGCUGAUAUUAUGACGAUACUAGGUAGUAUAGAUAUCAUUAUGGGAGAAGUUGAUCGUUGAAAUGAUAAUUGAUAUAAUAGAAAUAGAAGCUAUCCAUUCUUUUUCCAGAUUGGAAGCCUUAAAAGAAGUUUAUGGGAUCAUAUGGAUGCUUGUCCCUAUUUUCAUUCUUGUAUUAGGAAUCACACUGGGUGUUUUAGUAAUUGUUUGGUUAGAAAGAGAAAUAUCCGCAGGGAUACAGCAACGUAUUGGACCCGAAUAUGCGGGACCUUUGGGAAUUCUUCAAGCUUUAGCCGAUGGUACAAAACUACUUUUCAAAGAAAAUAUUCUUCCAUCUAGAGGAGAUACUCGUUUAUUCAGUAUUGGUCCAUCCAUAGCAGUCAUAUCCAUUUUACUAAGUUAUUCAAUAAUUCCUUUUAGCUAUCACUUUAUUCUAGCUGAUCUUAGUAUUGGUGUUUUUUUAUGGAUCGCCAUUUCAAGUCUUGCUCCCGUUGGAUUGCUUAUGUCAGGAUAUGGAUCAAAUAAUAAAUAUUCCUUUUUAGGUGGAUUAAGGGCUGCUGCUCAAUCAAUUAGUUAUGAAAUACCAUUAACUCUAUGUGUAUUAUCAAUAUCUCUACGUGUGAUUCGGUGAGACAUAAAAAUUCCCCCAUUUCUUUUCUUUCUAACAAGAAAGUCAAACGGUUUGAAUAUCGAUUUUUUAUUCAUCAUUGGAUUGAUGAAUUAAACCAGAUAGUUAUAUGAGUGAAAUAAAACGGCUUAAAAAUUUGCUGUUAAAAGAAUGAAAUCUCAUUUCCUACGUACAAGAAUUAAGUGAAAGUAAACAUAAGCAGUCAAGGCUGUUUACCCCGAGAUUUGCUGAUUAGUCAUCAUGGCUUGAAGCGGGUUUAAAAGAUCAAUUGUAUGGGUUUUUUCUAUACUAUUACCAUAGCAUAGAUAUAUUAUCUUAAUGAAAGAUUAAAAAAAACGAGUGGAUGGUUAGGAAGACCAAGAUACACAAAGGAUUAGUAAUGGAGAUUCUGAAAAUUAUCCA
Salvia hispanica is the source of this 6329-nucleotide messenger RNA. The record is from RefSeq and is a predicted model, not a curated record. Lineage: Eukaryota; Viridiplantae; Streptophyta; Magnoliopsida; Lamiales; Lamiaceae.